AUGUACAUAAAAGCAAGCAGUGUUUAUAAAAACAUACAAUCUACUGGUCAGAACAAAUCAACAUUUAAUUGCAAGAAAUAUUUAUUGGAAUCUGACAAUUCACCUGUGAUACAAAGUGCCAUAGCCAAUAUUCAUACCAUAUGGAAAAAUGCCUACUGUGAUAAUUGCUUCGGAAAAUCUCUUGUAUCUGCCACUACAAAUGGCACUGAACUUUCCAACAGUACAUUGAAAUUCCUUUUGCUCUAUCAGAACCUGACUGACUGCAUUAGUAACAAUAUUCUAUAUAAUUUACCAUUCAACAUUUGCAAAAAUUGCCAUCACAUGUAUACUGCAUUAAAUAAACACUUUAAUGACAUUGAAAAAAUAUCUUCUUCAUCUGUGUGCAUGGACAUUAUGGACAGAAUGAACUACACACGUAUUCAAUGGAGUAAAACCUUCAACUGUUCCACAAAAAGACCAAGUGAUACAGCCUUAAUCAGUAGCAUUGUGAUUGGUAGUGUAGCUGUACCAAUCAUAUACUAUGUCAGUGCAUAUGUCACUUCAAAAGGAGUAGCAGUAAUUCGUGGAAAAUUGGUAAGACAUUACCAUACACGAUCAAGGUUAACCCAAAGUCAAAGUUCAUAUGGAUCUGUUGAUGAAAUUCGAGACUAUCCUCUAUCAGACUGGAUACAAUGA
This is a messenger RNA of Acanthosepion pharaonis, 675 nucleotides long. Lineage: Eukaryota; Metazoa; Mollusca; Cephalopoda; Sepiida; Sepiidae. The record is from the annotation of a GenBank genome assembly.